CUUUAGUGGGCAACCUCCUGCCAACAGAUGUUUUACAAUGUUUAGGUACAAAAAAAUUUAACAUACAGACAGACACUGUCAGAUUUACAAAAUACCAUCAGGGCACUUCUUGUGUCACACAUACACACACAUCAGACACAAACAAGUAAACACAGAGCAGGUCUUUAAACCAUUUGGCAGCGGUGAACUCCCAAUGUGGGGGCCCAUCAUCCCGUUUGACUCUGCCAGAUGUUUCAAGAAAUAAUGCAGGCCUAAAAUGAAUCGCUAAUAUGAAGGAUCCCCAGUUAUUAUUUUUUUUUUUUCAUCAUCCGCACAGGUAGUCGGUCACUUAAGGGAACUUGGGAUCUUAAUAACAUUUUGCAUGUCAGCAUUACAAAACGAGACAAUAGGCGUUUGUGUUUUAGCCGAAUAAAAUGCGAAUAAAAACAGCCCCAGUGCAUUAUUAUGAGAUAUGUGGUGCAGCCCUGUCAUUCAGCAAAAAUCCACUCCAAGCCCAGCCCAUUCUUACAAAAGUCAAUAAUCGGCCACUGGGGGGCGCAAUAGCACACCACCACUGUGCGCAGACUUGACCGCUAAAUACUCCACACCCACCGUCCCUCGGCCCUUUGGGAACACUCAAUAAAAUUGCCGGCAGCUUGUAUUAAACCGCGUCCUUUUAGGGCUCAUUUAAGUGCAACAGGUUCGGAGUCCACAGCGGGGGACUUCAGUGAUUCCUCUCUAUAUGAAUGGCAGAAAUUAAAACGAAUAUUGCUCUGCCUGCAAACUGCAAUGUCAAUGUGGUCAAAUGUGGCCUAACUCCAUCAUUAAAAGUACUGCCCUGUUAUUAAACUCCAAACAAGUUCACAUUGUUCAUCCUCAACACUUCAUGCAGACGUCAAGUCACGCCAACAUCACUGAAGAGGAGCAGAAGCCUAUUUUGUGCCACUUCACAGCCUAAAUUAGGGUCAAGACCUCCCCGCAGAGAAUGCUGGGUAAACACCAGGUUCCUCUCCUAUCCUCACCGUGUUCUAUAUUGUGGAUAAACGUUCAUCCUGUGUAGUGUGUGAGUGUGACACAGGGCAGCUAUAGGAGGGGUAAUCCUCUGCGCUCCGGCAGCAUCCUCCCUCCCUCGUCCUCUUGCUCAAGGGCAAACCGAGGCGCGCCGCUGCUGAAGACAGCGCAGCAUCCUCUCCGCAGCUCGGCGGCGGCUCCGGGACCUGUCCACCGUGGGAUGACUACGGAAGAGCCAGUCGGAUGGAAGGACCAGAGGACAACUUGUGACAUCGUCCGAAAUGCCCGCUCUAAGGCGUCGAGGCAACAGGCAGCUAGUGUAGAAGUAACUUUUGACCGCUAAACUUUUGGAUUGUGUUGAGGAGACCCACUUUUUUUUCCCCCCCGCCUCUGUCCUGCCCGCUGGAUGGGAGUUCUUGGUCCAUCAUGAAGACUGAACCUUGAGAGGGGGAGACAUGGAUUUUGCACGGAGAAUUUGGCUGCUGCUUCUUCUACAACCCGAAGAACUCAACUCUGGAAAUUAUGCUGUAAAACUCGGAGUUUCAUAUCUGUAAGUAAAUUCUAGUACAGGAGAAUCAGGAUGAAAAGAUGGCAGCCAUGCUGUUACCAACGGGUCCUGAGGGCUUGCGGCGGUUCACUCGCGAAUCCUUGGCUGCAAUGGAGCAGCGGAUUGCGGAGGAGCAGGCAAAGAAAGCCAAGGGUUGCCAUGACAGUCACAGGAAUGUCGAGCCACCCAAACCCAGGAUCGACCUGGAAGCAGGCAAGCAGCUGCCUCGCAUCUUCGGUGACAUCCCUCCAGAACUCAUCGGGAUGCCACUGGAGGACAUCGAUCCAUUUUACUACAAGAACCAGAGGACUUUUAUAGUACUAAACAAAGGGAAGGCCAUCUUCAGAUUCAGUGCCACAUCUGCACUUUACAUACUUAGUCCAUUUCACUUCCUCAGAUCAAUCGCCAUAAAAGUUUUAGUCCACUCAUUAUUUAGCCUGUUCAUAAUGUUCACUAUAUUGACCAACUGUUGCUUCAUGGCCAUGUCUGAUCCGGCACCAUGGACCAAGUACCUGGAGUAUACUUUCACUGCCAUUUACACUUUCGAGUCGGUGAUAAAGAUAUUUGCGAGAGGAUUCUGCGUAGUGCCAUUCACCUUCUUGAGAGAUCCAUGGAACUGGCUGGACUUCAGCGUCAUUGUUAUGGCAUACGUGACGGAGUUUGUAGACCUCGGGAACGUCUCAGCAUUAAGAACCUUCAGAGUACUACGAGCACUGAAAACCAUCUCAGUUAUCCCAGGUCUGAAGACCAUUGUCGGCGCUUUGAUCCAGUCUGUGAAGAAGCUGGCCGACGUGAUGAUCCUGACCGUCUUCUGUCUCAGCGUGUUCGCCCUCAUCGGCCUGCAGCUUUUCAUGGGGCUGCUGCGGCAAAAGUGCGUCCGCAGCCUCGCACACUGCGUCAACUCCUCCUACAGCUCCAACGCUUCCUUCGUCUGCAAUAACAGAACGUGGAGCUCCAGGAUGGACUUCCUCAGCAGUGAAGAUAAUUUUUACAAAGUCGAAGGAGCAAAGGAUGCCUUAAUUUGUGGAUAUGGAAAUGACGCAGGGAAGUGUCCCGACGGAUUUGACUGCCUAAAAGUAGGAAGGAAUCCAAACUAUGGCUACACCAGUUUCGAUACCUUCGGCUGGGCUUUUCUGGCCCUCUUCCGACUCAUGACCCAAGACUACUGGGAAAAACUGUUUCACCAGACUCUGCGCUCGGCAGGGAAGACCUACAUGGUUUUCUUUGUGCUCGUCAUCUUCCUGGGCUCCUUCUACCUGGUCAACCUCAUCCUGGCUGUAGUGGCCAUGGCUUAUGAGGAACAGAAUCAGGCAACCAUCGCUGAGGCCUGGCAGAAGGAGAGGGAGUUUCAGCUGGCUAUGGAGCACCUGCGCAGAGAGCAAAGAUUGGCAGCAAAAAGACAAGCACAGGAGACGGACUCAGUGUUGUCCCCAGAGUUGUCUCCAUUUUGUCUGAAGGCAGGCAGCAUGCGUCGAAGCAGCAGCAGACGAAGAAGAUCGCACAGGACGCUGUCAGAGGAAACGGGAGAGGAAGCUGCUGAAGAGAAGUUUGACCCACUGGAUGAGCCAAUGCCUCCUCUGUCUCCACUUCCAGCCCAUCCCCUGCUGGCCACGCUCUCCGCUCACCCCCUUAGCACCCGAAGAGGAAGCCAGGUCAGCAUCUUCAGCGCUUUCCGGGCACGCAACAACUCAGAGGCUGACUUCGGGGAUGAUGAGUACAGUGUUCAUGGGGACGUCUUCAGGAGUCGCGCCAGUUCCACAGCAACGCCCUGGAAGAGAAGGACAGGCAGUGUGCGGAGCCACUGCUCUCAGAUCUUCACCCCCAGCCUCAAUGUCAACGGCCGGCUCAACAUCUCCCUGGACCAGAAUGGAGUCACCACUCUGGGCCUGCAUACUCCCACCUCUAUGCCUGCCUGCAGCAUGGAGAGGGUCAGGGAAGACACAAAGCCCACCAAUGCAGAGGACACAAUUCCCAGGCACCUCCUCCAGCCCUCUCCGACAGUUACAGAGCCUCCUCCUGUGCAGAGGAAACGAGGACUGAGCUCUGUCAGCUUCCUCAGUGACGCCAUGGAUGAGUUGGAGGAGUCGAGGCAAAAGUGCCAUCCCUGCUGGUACACAUUCGCCAAGAAGUACCUGAUAUGGGACUGCUGCCCCUGGUGGCUUCAGCUGAAGGACUGGGUGAAAUGCAUGGUGAUGGAUCCUUUCCUGGAUCUGGGUAUCACCAUAUGCAUCGUGCUGAACACCCUCUUCAUGGCCCUGGAGCACUACCCCAUGACCGACGAGUUCAACACCAUGCUUUCAGUGGGCAAUCUGGUGUUCACAGGAAUCUUUACAGCUGAGAUGGUGCUGAAGCUGAUUGCCAUGGAUCCCUACUACUACUUCCAACAGGGCUGGAAUAUAUUUGACGGCGUCAUUGUCUGCCUCAGUCUGAUGGAGUUGGGUCUCUCCAAUGUAGAGGGGCUGUCUGUCCUGCGAUCUUUCAGACUGUUACGAGUCUUCAAGCUGGCAAAAUCCUGGCCGACUCUCAACACUCUCAUCAAGAUCAUCGGCAACUCAGUGGGCGCUCUGGGAAACCUGACACUGGUGUUGGCCAUUAUCGUAUUCAUCUUUGCUGUGGUGGGCAUGCAGCUUUUUGGCAAGAACUACCAGGACUGCGUGUGUAAGAUCUCCAAUGACUGCCAACUGCCACGCUGGCACAUGAAGGACUUCUUCCACUCCUUCCUGAUUGUGUUCCGGGUGCUGUGCGGCGAAUGGAUCGAGACCAUGUGGGAUUGUAUGGAAGUGGCCGGGCAGCCCCUCUGUAUCCUGGUGUUCAUGUUGGUCAUGGUCAUUGGGAACUUGGUGGUGCUGAAUCUUUUUCUGGCCCUGCUGCUCAGCUCCUUCAGCUCAGACAACCUGUCUGCCCCAGAUGAAGACGGCGAUUUGAACAACAUCCAGAUCGCCAUCGCCCGCAUCAAUGCUGGUGUCUCCUGGCUCAUGACGCAUAUCAUAGACCUCUUCAACCGCAGCUUGAAACGUCGUCGAAAGGAGCAGACCAAAGAGCCAAGUCAUGGGAUUAAGCUGGUUGGAAAUCAUGUUGAAAGUAAUGGGGGAAUUUUUGGACGCUAUGGAGAGAAAUAUAUCAUGCCGGAGGAGGACAGCUACAUGACAAAUCCAAACUUGACUGUCAUCGUUCCAAUCGCACCUGGAGAGUCUGAUGUGGAGUUUCUCGAGGAGGAGGAGAUUUCUGAAUCAUCAGAGGAUGAAGACAACAAAGAGAAGAUCAGCCUAUCAGAGGGCAGCACAGUGGACCUGAGAAAGCCUGGAGAGGAGAUUGACGACUUAUCAAUGCUGGAUGAAGAGAGUAUGGAGCCGGAGGAAUGCUUCCCAGAAUUCUGCUCGAGGCACUGCCAGUGUUGCCACAUCGAUACCAGCCGCGGUCUGGGUCAGGCCUGGUGGAGGCUGAGGAAGACCUGCUACCAGAUCGUGGAGCACAGCUGGUUCGAGACUUUCAUCAUCUUCAUGAUCCUGCUCAGCAGUGGGGCUCUGGCAUUUGAAGAUAUCUACAUAGAGAAGAGGAAAGUCGUAAAGGUAGUGUUGGAGUCUGCUGACAAGGUCUUCUCCUACAUCUUUGUGCUGGAGAUGUUCCUCAAGUGGAUUGCGUAUGGCUUCAAGAAGUAUUUCACCAACUACUGGUGCUGGCUCGACUUUCUCAUCGUGGAUGUGUCCUUGAUAAGCCUGGUGGCAAAUUCACUGGGAUAUUCUGACUUUGCGGCGAUCAAGUCCCUGAGGACCCUGCGGGCUUUGAGACCUCUCAGAGCUCUGUCCAGAUUUGAGGGGAUGCGGGUGGUGGUGAACGCCCUAAUAGGAGCUAUCCCUUCCAUUAUGAAUGUGCUGCUCGUGUGUCUCAUCUUCUGGCUCAUCUUCAGCAUCAUGGGGGUCAACCUGUUCGCUGGCAAGUUUGGGAAGUGUGUGAACAGGACAGGGUUCAUCCACAGCAUCUCUUUAGUCAACAACAAGUCAGAGUGCCUCUCCAUGAAUGACACCCAGUUCUACUGGACAAAAGUGAAGGUGAACUUCGACAACGUUGGACUUGGCUACCUUUCUCUUCUGCAAGUGGCUACAUUUAAAGGAUGGAUGGAAAUAAUGCAUGCAGCUGUAGAUUCAAGAGGAGUGGAGGAACAACCCAUCAGAGAAAUCAACCUCUACAUGUACCUUUACUUUGUCGUCUUCAUCAUAUUCGGAUCCUUCUUCACCCUCAAUCUCUUCAUCGGUGUCAUUAUUGACAAUUUCAAUCAGCAGAAGAGAAAGUUAGGUGGACAGGAUAUCUUCAUGACUGAAGAACAGAAGAAGUACUAUAAUGCUAUGAAGAAAUUAGGAUCUAAAAAGCCUCAAAAACCAAUACCAAGGCCUGGGAACAUGCUCCAAGCCUUCUUCUUCGAUCUCGUCUCAAAGCAAGCCUUUGACAUCAUGAUCAUGGUGCUCAUCAUCAUCAACAUGAUAACCAUGAUGGUGGAAACCGAUGAGCAGUCAGAGCGCAUGGAGACCAUCCUCAACAAGAUCAACCUGGUCUUCAUCGUGAUCUUCACCACCGAAUGCCUGAUCAAGAUCAUUGCCCUCCGCUGUUAUUUCUUCACAGUUGCGUGGAACAUCUUUGAUUUCGUGGUGAUAGUUCUCUCAAUUGUGGGAAUCGUUCUUGCAGACAUCAUUGAGAAGUACUUUGUUUCUCCAACCCUGUUUCGAGUCAUCAGACUGGCGAGGAUAGGACGUGUUCUUCGACUUAUACGUGCAGCCAAAGGAAUAAGGACUUUACUGUUUGCCUUAAUGAUGUCCAUGCCAGCUCUGUUCAACAUUGGCCUCCUGCUUUUCCUCGUCAUGUUCAUCUAUGCAAUCUUCGGUAUGGCGAACUUUGCCUACGUGAAAAAACAAGAUGGGGUUGAUGACAUGUUCAACUUUGAGACCUUUGGGAAUAGUAUGAUCUGCCUUUUUCAGAUCAGCACCUCGGCAGGUUGGGACAACCUCCUGAGUCCCAUCAUGGCCAGCUCCCCCGACGAGUGUGACAUUAACUUUGUCAAUACUGGCACUAACGCCCGUGGAAACUGUGGCAGCCCCUCGGUGGGCAUAGCUUUCUUUGUCAGUUACAUAAUCAUCUCUUUCCUCAUUGUGGUAAAUAUGUAUAUAGCUAUCAUUCUGGAGAACUUCAGCGUUGCCACAGAGGAGAGUACGGAGCCGCUGAGCGAGGAUGACUUUGAAAUGUUCUAUGAGGUUUGGGAGAAGUUUGAUUCUGAGGCCACACAGUUCAUUGAGUUUUCCAUGCUGUCCAUAUUUGCUGACACUUUGUCAGAGCCGCUACGCAUAGCCAAGCCCAACAUGGUCAAGCUGAUCUCCAUGGACCUCCCGAUGGUCAGCGGGGAUAGGAUCCACUGCCUGGACAUCCUGUUUGCCUUCACAAAGCGUGUCCUGGGAGAGUCAGGCGAGAUGGAUGCACUCAAGCAGCAAAUGGAGGAGAAGUUCAUGCUGACCAACCCCUCCAAGGUUUCCCACGAGCCCAUCACUUCCACUCUGCGCCGCAAACUGGAGGACGUGUCUGCGAUCAUCAUCCAGAGGUGUUACAGGAGGCAUUUGGUGCGCCGGCAGAUGAAGCAGGCAUCCUACCUCUACAGACAGAUAAACUACGAGACUGUAGUGGAUGUGGAGAGUGCUCCAGAGACAGAGGGCCUGAUAGCCUCCAUGAUACAGCACUUUGGACCUGUGGGGUUGGAGGUUGAAGAGACAACAGAGGACAUUCUGCUGUCUUCACCGCCAUCUUAUGAAAGUGUGACCAGGGGAGCCAGUGACCUCACUGAGGUCGUCAGAUUCAUAUCCAGAGACUCUGAACUCGGGGAGCCUGGUGAAAACUAUGAGGAAACCUUUCUUUGAGACUCGACCGUGUGGAGAGUGUUUGUGUGGUUUUUGUUUGUUUUGUUUACAGCAGAGAAUAUAGGUCAAAAUAACUCAUGGUCAAAGAGAUGUACUUCUUUUUUUUUUUACAUAUAUAUUAGCAGAUGCCGAGGAAAUAUGCUAUAUUUUUAUGUAGAUCACAGCUUCUGUUUAAAUUGAAGAACCCAGAAGUAAGUUUUGUUACACAGUCACAGCCUCCAUGAGAGGAGAAAGACUCUGAAAUUGUCCUCACACCAUCUUAAAAAUGGACACUUGGCAGAAUGUUGUGAUGUAUUGGUAUGCCCAUAUCACACAUGAAGGUUUAGAUGUGUUACACAUUUAUUCACUCAAAACACUACAAGAUCUGCAGUAUAUUUAACAUGAACAGCUUUACCACAGGAAACCUUUGUGAAUGUAAAUUUUUGAUUUAAAAUUUUCAUUAAAGGUGCAGUAUGUAAGAAUA
Acanthopagrus latus (yellowfin seabream) is the source of this 7897-nucleotide messenger RNA. Its product is annotated as sodium channel protein type 4 subunit alpha B-like. Gene Ontology annotation, cellular component: voltage-gated sodium channel complex; plasma membrane; axon. NCBI's taxonomy places the organism in Eukaryota, Metazoa, Chordata, Actinopteri, Spariformes, Sparidae. Gene Ontology annotation, molecular function: voltage-gated sodium channel activity; protein binding. The coding region runs from base 1579 to 7434 and encodes 1951 amino acids. The record is from RefSeq and is a predicted model, not a curated record. The transcript is spliced from 27 exons. Gene Ontology annotation, biological process: sodium ion transmembrane transport; membrane depolarization during action potential; neuronal action potential.